AUGGGACCUCUUCAAUUGUGCAACUCUCUGCACAUCGUCAUUGUUCUCUGCAGCGCAACUUCCACUUCCAGUAUGGCUGGCGUUGGCAGUGGCACAAACAAGGCGUUAACGCGUCUCCAAACACCAAUAGUGCCAGUACCGACGGGGAAGUGGGUUCCAACACAUCUUUGUCUAAUGCAUCUCCAAACACCAAUAGUGCUACCAUUUUCUGGAGUCGACAGUACCGACAGGGAAGUGGGUUCCAACACAUCUUCAUCUAACACGUCUCCAAACACCAAUAGUGCCAGUACCGACGGGGAAGUGGGUUCCAACACAUCUUCGUCUAACGCAUCUCCAAACACCAAUAGUGCUAGCAAUGUUUCCAACACAUCUUCGUCUAACGCAUCUCCAAACACCAAUAGUGCUAACAAUGUUUCCAACACAUCUUCGUCUAACGCAUCUCCAAACACCAAUAGCGCACCUCCAUCUAACGCGACUCCAAACACCAAUAGUGCUAGCAAUCUCUCUGCAGCGCAACUUCCGGUGAACAUUGUUCUGGAUCUUUGCGCCACUCUCUGCACAUUGUUAUUGGUCUUGCUCCUUUGCGACACACUCACACUGGCCAGCGCACUCGGACUCGCACUCACUCAGACCACUCUAGUUCAUAUGGCGAACCCGAACAGCAUUGUCUGUCAAUUUAUGGAAGAUGCCCUUGCCGCCAAAGACCGAAUCUGUGAAUGCCCGAGUUGUCGUGCCCAGAUCGCAAAAGGCCAGCCUUGUUUUUACGUGGCUACAAUGCAACCUGGCAGAUCUGGGCGCAAUAAACCCACCACAUCACAGCCUGCCUUACGACAACAUCUGUCGUCCACCCCAGCAAGUCAGCGAUGGCCUGAUCCUAAGGUCAUUCGGCAGUCAGUGAAUGCUUCCCAACGGAAAUCGAGUGUCAAUCCGCCUCGUGUGGUGGCAAUCCCUGACUGGACCAAUACCUCUAUGGGCCCACCGCCUGUCCCUCUGCCUCGCGACCGUACAACUGGUCCUGAUGUAGCUGUUCCCAUGUCUUGGCAGGGGCUGGCGGCAUCACCAAUACCAUCGAGGCUCACGGGUCCCAUUGGAUAUUCAGCCCACCACGGAUCGUAUUCGACUGAAUACCAGAGAUGGUCCAAACUCUCAUAUGCUACUCCUGGUGGCGCAAUGGCUGAAACCAUUUCGCUAGAGAUCUCGGCCAUUCAUGAAGCGGGCGGGCACAAGAAAUCAAGAGGUACAUUAAUCGGGAAUAUCUGCGAGGGCAAGAAGGAUAUUGACGCCCAAAUUGAUGCCCCGGGCCUCAUAAACUUGGCUAUGGAGACGGUUCUGCCCAAGCUACAUGCAUUUGGCGGGACCUUUUCGUGGCGCGAGCAUGAAUUCAUCGUGCGAGACUUGAAAUGGGUCCUGGCAAAGGCCCCAAUAUUCAAGAUGAAACAAUUCGGCCUUAUGGUAGUUGUGCCAAAGAUUCAAUGGACCGAUUUCGAAGACUGGCAAGAAGCGAAUGAAAUGGCGAUCGAACGCUCAAGUCGUCAGGCUAAGGGCAAGGGCAAGGCAGACCCGCUGUUUUUUGCCGACUCGGCAGAAUCACUGGCAUACACAUACUCAACUGACCCACCGUUCGACCCAACUGACUUCAACUCAGCUGACCCACCGUUUGACUCUCAGACAGCGCCAAACCACCAAUUCGACUCAGUUGACCCACCGUUCGACUCUGAGUCAGCACUGAAGAUAUCAUCUGCUGCCACCCCAGUACCAGCGCUGAGCACGUCAUCUACUGCUGCCACAGUCCCUGCACCAGUUACCACAACUACCAAGCGAACUCAUGAGCGUGCGAUAAGUAUCACCUCUUCACCUUCACCUCCUCGCAAGCAUAAUCUCGUAAUCCCCCUGCCUGUUCUCUGCUCUCCUGAUCGCGACGACCUGAGGAUAGCCUUGAAGAUUGGAGGAGGUGCGGAUUUAGAUAUGCAGCAGGGUGGAUUCAAGACUGCGCAUACAGGAUGGUUGACAUUGAUGUCGCCUCCUACCUCAGGUCUUGGGUCCAGGGCACGGCAUGACAUUGUUGUGAAACGUCCAUUCGAGAAGUUAUUUAGGGAAGCAAACAUCCUAUACUGGGCAAAAGCUCUGUUAGGUCUCGUCUACGAUGUCAUUGACCGUGCUGUGGCAGGGGCAUCUGAGCCUGUACCAUUCAAUAUUCCCCGUGUGCGCUUUGUCGAAGCUGGUCUGGCGCUAUCUUACUAUCAAGAUAGUAGCAAGCCUGCAUUAAAGUAUAUUCAUAACAUGGACCCCAACCCAUUACUUGAUCCAGAUGAACCUGGAUAUGACUUUGCAUUGUUCCUUGCCUUCACACAACAUGUACAGUAUGUGAAGACAGGUGGGCUGGUCUUCAUCUCUGAUUAUCAAGGCAAUACCGAGCUGUUGACCGACCCACAGAUUAUGACACACCCUUCGGUUAGUGACAAGAAAGACAUCUUUGGGGGGGGGCAACAUCGAGAAGGCGUUCUCAAACUCCUCUUACCUACAGUUGAGAUCCUCUCCCUCGAUCUCUCAUCUUCAUUUCGCAAAGCCAUCAUCCCUAUACUCCCUACCUCCGCUCCCCGUCUCAAAGCUCUUGAGCUCAAGGGCAGCCUCUUCAUGACCGAUAAAAAUCCCUCAGAAAUUGAGUCCCUCCUCACGAAUUAUCCCGAUUGUCUCGCAGAGCUUUCUUUGACAUGUCACUGGCAUGAUGUCCCGAGCACUGUGCUCAACGUCAUUGCACCAUGGCCAUCUCUCCGGUCUCUCACCUUAAAGCUAGGUCUCGAAAGUAUCCCUACCGCACCUCUUCGCAUCCCCAAGCCCUUUGCCGCACUCACCCACUUGCACAUCUCAUCUGAUGACACUUUGGACCUUUUUAUAUCCUUCCUGCGCACCUUCCGAAUCCUCAAUUUUGAUUCUUCCAAUACCACAUCACUCAACCUCAAAACAAUCCAAUUCAUCGCAGAAGGUUGCAGCCCAGCCAACACCUGGUCCCAAUUACUCACAUCUCUCACCCACACAAACGCAAAACUAGAACACAUCAUGCUAACCGAAAAAUCCAGCUAUGAAUACCACCCACACUCCUCUUUUGACUUUCGUCUCCUACUCGCGCACCAGAGUCUCACGCGUCUCAAUACCCUCGUACUCUCCCCAGGCCGUACAUCAUCCAUUACACUCACAGACGCAGACAUUCUCACCCUCGCUCGUACAUGCCCUCAUCUCCACGUUUUUGACUUGGGGUUGCGGAAUACCCCAGUAUCAUUGCAUGCUUUGAAUAUCCUUGUCAGGCGCUGUCGCGAGUUGCGCCAAGUCUCGUUCUGUGUGGAUGGACGGGUUGAUGCACUCGGGGAUGGUGAAAACGAAGACGAAGUAGGUCUCCAGCCUAAUGCGCGCUUGAUAACACUGGAAGUCGGGAACUCUCCUGUCGCGUACGUGGGCCCUCUGCGCUCAUCGCCAGAGCUGAAGGAGUCCAUCCCGCGGUUCCUGCAUGCGAUGGCGCCGAGGCUUAAGAGCGUCACGGAUGGGCUGCGGUCCCAUGGAACACGUGAGAAUCCAUGGGAGGUGGUGUCAUACGCUUUGUGGAUGAUGGUGACAGACGAAGAAGACGACUGAUGGUGUUUCUCGAGGGAUAUGCGGCGAGAUCAAUCGCGAGAGGGUUCAACUAACGCUUUUGGAGUACAGGUGUAUUAACAUUUCAUUGUAACUUUACAAGAGAACAACGAUUUGGAAAACUGUAUCAGGUAGGAUGACAUACGUGACAAGAAGAAAUGAUACUGGCCUUGAGUGACACUGGCAUAUGCGACUACUUAUGCAUAUGUUUGAGUGGCAUCCCCUCCGAGUUCCAUCAUAC
Molecule: messenger RNA, 3865 nt
Organism: Suillus subalutaceus
Lineage: Eukaryota; Fungi; Basidiomycota; Agaricomycetes; Boletales; Suillaceae
Exons: 17
Coding region: 1-3627 (1208 amino acids)
Source: RefSeq, a predicted model, not a curated record